AUGGGCAAGGCGGCCCGUACUGAUAUAAGGAGCUUGAUGGAUAACUAUAACUUGGACAAACAGCCACGGGCCAAUAUUCCCAUAUGCAUCGAAGACAUGUUGUUUACCGUCAACAGGAAAAAUGCUAUAUACCUACUCCAGUUUAAACAUAUUCGAUUGACUCUCCAGCGGGAUCCCCACAGUGGUCCUCCCAAGCCGAUGAUUGAAAUCGAACCCCAGUUUGUGAAGAGUGUUCUUGAAAUAACAAGUUUCAAUACAUUUGCACCUCCUGAGGUUGUUUAUGGCGUGUCUCUUGUUUUUAGCCCACAUGUAUUGCUUUCUAUCAUUUUAUUCUAUAUUGAAUUGCCACUUCCUUUGAAACCCGAGAUACAAAACUACUUUGUCUUCCCGAACGUUGCUGUUGUUACCAGCCAGCCUCGUAUUCUCUGGGAGACACGCCUGACGGAAGGUGCCCUUGAUGCUCAAUUAAGGACUGUCAGCGAUAUACAUAGGUUUCUCAACUCUUUUUUUCUCGCACCAAUUCCGUUACAGGGGGACAGGGAAUUGAUAGACCAGAGCGGUAAGUGA
This is a messenger RNA of Aspergillus pseudonomiae, 567 nucleotides long. RefSeq lists its product as uncharacterized. The record is from RefSeq and is a predicted model, not a curated record. Lineage: Eukaryota; Fungi; Ascomycota; Eurotiomycetes; Eurotiales; Aspergillaceae. The transcript is spliced from 5 exons. Bases 1 to 567 code for a protein of 188 amino acids.